GCUGCAUCUGUGUGCCUGCAGUUAGUUAGGUAGUUAUAGCGAAGUUGUCAAAUUCUCCUGUACAAAUUGGACCAGCUCUUUCGCCAUGGGUGAUGAAAAUACGAGGAUAUCGCGCGUGAAGGGUGCCAUCACUGCAAUCCAAGAUUUCCCCAAGCCGGGAGUUUUGUUCAGGGACAUCUUUCCAUUGUUUAAGGAUCCAGCGGUGCUUUCAGAUGCUGUCUCCCUCAUGGUUGAGCAUAUCAAGGAUAAAAUUGGCUCUGUCGAUGUAAUUGUAGGUCUGGAGGCCCGAGGCUUCCUGUUCGGACCCAUGAUGUCUGUCCAGCUAGGCUGCUCCUUUGUUCCAAUCAGGAAAAAGGGCAAACUGCCUGGCAAGUGUGUACAGGCAUCGUACCUCCUGGAAUACGGCACGGACAUUAUGGAGGCCCAGGCAGAGGCUAUCAAACCAGGUCAGAAAGUGGUUAUAGUCGACGACCUGAUAGCCACGGGAGGCACCAUGAGUGCGGCCGUGGAGCUUAUCAGCAAAAUGGAGGGCAGGGUGGUGGAAUGUUUAGUCCUCAUCGAGUUACUUGAUCUGAAAGGCGUGGCCAAACUCAAACAUCCAUUCUUUAGCGUUUUGCAGUUCUAAAUUGGAAUCUUUUGUUUCAAAAUGUAUGAUUUUCCUCUUCAGAAAUACACUAUGCAUGUUUCUCUUUUUUUAAUUCCUUUGGCAUAAGCCAGAAAGAGGGAUAUGUGAUAGUGUAUUCCUUCUGUGUGUCUGUGUGUCGUUACGUGUGUCAUUAUGGGUAGGCAUUACAUUCACUGUGUGGACUUCCUAACAAAAG
Molecule: messenger RNA, 821 nt
Organism: Patiria miniata (bat star)
Lineage: Eukaryota; Metazoa; Echinodermata; Asteroidea; Valvatida; Asterinidae
Gene: aprt
Product: adenine phosphoribosyltransferase-like
Exons: 5
Coding region: 86-625 (179 amino acids)
Biological process (GO): AMP salvage; adenine salvage
Cellular component (GO): cytoplasm
Molecular function (GO): adenine binding; adenine phosphoribosyltransferase activity; AMP binding
Source: RefSeq, a predicted model, not a curated record